AUGACUUUUGAAGAUCCGCUUCGGUGCACGGAUGCACCCAAAUCAACCCCGAGCGACGCGGGCAUCGCAGGCACAGGGAUCCUCCUGUCCUUCAUGGCCACCGCGGGCCUAGCCAUCAUCCUGUCGGCCACGGUCAUUGUCGGCGAGAUGCGUGGCAAGCCGUCGACGAUUCGGCGAAAACUUCUCAGCGGCUACAGCGACUCCCAAAUCCUGCAGGGCAUCGGCAUCCAGAGCGUCGGGCUGGCCAAGAUGAAUUCGUUGGUGCCCUACCACUUCUUCUUGAUAUGGAUGCUGUCGUUGCUUUCCAUGGCAACCCACAACGCCACGCUGCUUGCGCUCGUCCGCGACUACCGUCGCGACUGGGUGAUUCGAUGGCUGCGGCAGUUUCUCAUGUUCGUCAACCUGGCCCUCUCGAGCGUCUCGGGCGCCUUCGUGCUGCAAGCCGUGUCCAAGGGGAUGGAGCGCUCCACCCUGCCCAUCGCGUGUGUGUGGCAGGUCGCUGGCGACGGAGCCGCGCCCAACGCCAGCCUCUCUUAUGUGGGCACCAUUGUUGUCAUUGCUGGAAACUGCAUCAUCUUCGGUCUGGCAACGUGGUAUCUGCACAGCCGUGCGCCGCGGUUUUUCAAGGGGGUGCAGCUUGUCGGACUGCUGCUCAUGGCGGCCAUCGCUGUCGGGGCGGCCAUCCGAAUCGGCCUCCUGUCCCAGGCUUUCGGUCGGCCGUCGGUCACGCUGAGCGACCAGGGCGAAAAGGUCUGGAGUUUUGGGCAGCUUUUGUCCAUGCUCCUGCUAGUCUAUCCGCUCGUCAACGUUGUGGAAAUCUACAGGGGCGAGAUGAGCGUCGCCGGAUCCUCCGACGAGGCGAAGAAGUUACGCGUCUAUGACGGAGAGCUGCAGUCGGAUCCUCACACGCACAAUUCUUUCCAGCCCAAUCCCCUGUUUGGAUCGCAAACAAACUUGUUCGGCAAAGGCGACGGCCAGGCGCAUAGGCUGUGA
Molecule: messenger RNA, 993 nt
Organism: Purpureocillium lilacinum
Lineage: Eukaryota; Fungi; Ascomycota; Sordariomycetes; Hypocreales; Ophiocordycipitaceae
Source: RefSeq, a predicted model, not a curated record